Alternaria rosae is the source of this 1144-nucleotide messenger RNA. RefSeq lists its product as uncharacterized. Bases 360 to 998 code for a protein of 212 amino acids. The record is from RefSeq and is a predicted model, not a curated record. Lineage: Eukaryota; Fungi; Ascomycota; Dothideomycetes; Pleosporales; Pleosporaceae. The transcript has 2 exons.
GUCUAGAACAUCGUCAUGAUCAAGAUACUGACACGCGCAACUUCUCUCUCGUGAUCCCAUCCGUUCCUUCUCGUGUUCUAACGCGUUCCUUGCUGUUGCGACGCGUCGCUGGCCGUUGUAUCCGCCUUUGAUCUCAGAGAAGGCGCAGAUCGGGGAAUUAGCAGCACGACAGCGCGGAAGUGGUUGCGCCAGCCAUAGACCAGGUACGUGGGCCUUCUUUCACGUCACCAUCUAUCAUAUCGCAUCCAUUCGUUGCAGCGCGCGGUAUUCGCUACAUGCUCACGCGUCACUGAAGUUUUCCUACGCACAUUGUAUCCUUCAUUUGUAGUUCUUAACACUCACAGCUUCCCCGUCUAAUCAUGUCUGCAGCAGAUCCCGCAAUGAUCAACAUCGCUAAAGUGAGCGACUGGCUCACUCAAAAUGCAAACGAGCACAUCUAUCCAAGACUCUUCUUAAUGUCUCCCAAUGGCACACUAUUAGCGUACUCAAAGCCUGUUCAGACCAAGGAGCUUCGCGAUCAGGCUGCCCUCAUAUCUAUGACCUGGAAAGACAAUUGCCAAGGACGCCAAAAGCCAUCGACCCGCAAUGGAGCUACCCAAGACCAGUCGCUGCAACCCGCACUCAGGACACUCACCAUCGAAACUCCGGAUUGCAAUAUUAUCGUACGCCUAUUGCAACCAGAGCUACUGCUCGUUCUCAUCGGUAGAAUCGCUCCCGGCAAGAAGCAGGACUUCAAGAUCUCUGCCGAAGGACAGGGAGAUCCACGAUACCCAGAGGCCGACGACCCAGUUUCACGUCCCGGUUCAAGCAACGAACAGCAUUUGACCAUCAAAGGCAAAGCGCCCUCGUUGCUUAGUAACAUGAGUCAGCGCGAUAGAGAUAUCAGGGGUGGCGCGCUCCAUGUCCAGCGAAAACGAUUAGACGCCCUCGCCGAGUACGUGUUGCAAGACUUCGGAGACACUGGAUUCGUCAUGCCCGCAGAUGCAGACCUUCAGUAGUACGAUGAUGCGGCUUGGGCCGGGCAUACGUUACCCCUGCCUCAUUCCACGGAUACCGACUCAGAGGAAGGCGAUGGCGACGAAGUACUGCACAAGAGAUCGCUGGCUGGAUUCAGUUCGCUGACCGCGCUAGUAUGAGCCCAUUG